Monoraphidium neglectum is the source of this 447-nucleotide messenger RNA. RefSeq lists its product as hypothetical. The record is from RefSeq and is a predicted model, not a curated record. Gene Ontology annotation, molecular function: oxidoreductase activity. Lineage: Eukaryota; Viridiplantae; Chlorophyta; Chlorophyceae; Sphaeropleales; Selenastraceae. The transcript has 4 exons. The coding region runs from base 1 to 447 and encodes 148 amino acids.
AUGGGUCUCAUCUCGCUCAUCUGGUUCGUUUUGAAGCCGCUGGGCCUGGUUGUGGGGCUGAUCUUGCUGUUCACCUCGUUCGGGUUCUACGCGCUCUUCCAGUCCUUGUGCGGAGUUUGGUUCAAGACUCAGAACCUAAAGAAACGCUACAAUGCGGAAUGGGCGCUUGUGACGGGCUCCAGCUCGGGCAUCGGCAAGGCGAUCGCGCAGAAGUUGGCGCAGCAGGGGCUCAAUGUGGUGCUUGUGGCACUGGCAGACGAUCUGUUGGACCGCACGCAUGAAGAGCUGUCAGCAGCCUACCCUGGGGUCGAGUUCCGCAAGGUGGGCGCCAACCUGGGGAAGUCCGGCUACAUGGCCGAGAUAACCCGCGCCACGUCAGACAUCAACGUCCAGGUCGUUUUCUGCAACGCGGGCUACAUUCUUUCGGGAUUCUUCUACACUCGGUGA